This is a messenger RNA of Stylophora pistillata, 639 nucleotides long. Its product is annotated as MTOR-associated protein MEAK7. The record is from RefSeq and is a predicted model, not a curated record. Lineage: Eukaryota; Metazoa; Cnidaria; Anthozoa; Scleractinia; Pocilloporidae.
AUGGAGAUUGGAGUAUUAAAACUUUCCAGGAGUUAUCUUUGUGUACUCAUGAUUAUCGUCACCUUACCAGAUCCAUCUAAAGAGGCCAAAGUCAUCGAUGCACGCGAUAAAACCCUUAGCCGCGGCACUGAUAGAGGAACUGCAUAUGCCAGGUUUAAGCCUCACAAGUUUUCCCAUCUCAACAUCACCAGCAUUGGUUCAGACUUUGUUCUGAAAGGCAGUGAGUGUGGGCUCGCCUGUGUCAACAUUCCUUCAUGUUUCUCGUUUAACCUGGGCUUGUUUCACGAUGUAAUUGGUAAAGUGAUCUGUGAAUUGCUUCCGUCGGAUAUUUACAACAACUCAGAGAAGUUUGUCUUCAGUCAAAGUCACCAUCACUAUAGUAUUGCGUCUCCAUGCAUCAGUUGGCCUUGUCAGAACAAAAGGACAUGCGCUGUACAGUACGCAGAGAACAGUUACUUGUGCGUUUGCGUAGAAGGAUUCGAAGGGAAACGUUGUGAAUUGGAUAUUGAUGAAUGCGCUGAGGGACUACACACUUGUGACAAAAAUGCUUAUUGCAACAAUACUGCUGGCUCUUAUAUGUGUGCUUGUAAGCCAGCAUACCAUGGUGACGGAGAAAACUGCAUGUUACAAGUCAUUUAG